Mycena indigotica is the source of this 1086-nucleotide messenger RNA. Its product is annotated as IZH family channel protein. Bases 1 to 1086 code for a protein of 361 amino acids. Gene Ontology annotation, molecular function: signaling receptor activity. Gene Ontology annotation, cellular component: membrane. Lineage: Eukaryota; Fungi; Basidiomycota; Agaricomycetes; Agaricales; Mycenaceae. The transcript has 5 exons. The record is from RefSeq and is a predicted model, not a curated record.
AUGGCUUCUCGUGCUCGUCGCACCAACCGCAAACCCAAACGAUCCUCCACUUCCACACUCAUUUCCGGUCCGCCUCUCGCUGAACAUGCAGCGCUGCCUCUCUUUAACAUCGCUUCCUCUCUCCUCGCCUACCUCCCCGCCGCCAUCCUAGCACAUCUCCACACACUUCUCUCCGUUGCAGCAGAAAAACGAAAACUGCAACUGCAAGAACAAAGGAGGCCACAUAAACUGGCUGAACCCGUGCAAGCAGCUCUCAAAAAGUCGCGCAAUGGACGACAGCUUAUCUCGUUCGACGACCUUCCGCCUGCUUGGCAGGGCACCCCAUUCAUCAAAUCUGGCUACCGAUUCAUCCCCCUUGAGCGGUUUUCCGCUCUUCUUCUCUCCAUGUUUACCCCACACAACGAAUUCCUCAACAUCCAAACACACAUAGUUGCAUUUGUGUACAGCUGCUUCCACUGGUCUGGCGGGACACAAGACUUGGGCGAGACUAUCGUGCUCAUCGCUGGUCUUUUCUGUCUCGCGGCGAGCAUAUGCGGCCAUAUGAUGUCUGGGUGUUCAGACCAGCAUGCCAUGCAGUUCUGCAACCGCGUUGACUACGCUGGCAUUGCAUGGCUCUUGUGUGCUUGUAACGCGUCCUUGGUCUUUUACGGCUAUGCGUCGCGACCCGAUAUCGCCUACCCAUUCGCUGUUGUGUCGUCCUUCAUGGCGCUAGCCGGCAGCAUACUUCCCUUCGUUUCUUGGUUCAAUCGGCAUGAAUAUCGAUACUGGCGCAUUUCGUUCUUUGUAGCUCUCAAAGUAACCGCCAUUACCCCAGUUGUCGGGAUCUAUAUGCUGUAUGGACUGGAAGGAAUGAGGGAUUUUACUUCUCCUUUCAUUCGACCUAUUUUCCUCAGUGCCCUUGGAAUAUUCUUCUACACAAACCACCUCCCAGAACGCUUCCUUAACCCACAUGGCAAAUGGGCCACACGCUUCAAUGCCGUGGGCUUCGGCUCACACGCGAUCUGGCACGUCCUUAGCGCCACCAGCAUCCUCGACUGGGCCAGCGCCAUGGCUGUCGUGCGCCAUAGUUUCGCAAAUCGCGUUUGA